CGCCGCCUCCUGCUGCUGCUGCUGCUGCUACUGCUCCGCCGUCGCCACCACCAUCAGCCGCACUGCCGCCGCCUUCUCCUUCCCCCUCGGAUGUGAGAGCUUCAUGGUGCACUGGUGGGGAAGCUGAGUUUGUAAACUACCCCAAUGGAUGCAGAUAGUGAUGUUGCAUUGGACAUUUUAAUUACAAAUGUAGUCUGUGUUUUUAGAACCAGAUGCCAUUUGAACUUAAGGAAGAUUGCUUUAGAGGGAGCAAAUGUAAUUUACAAGCGUGAUGUUGGAAAAGUAUUAAUGAAGCUUAGAAAACCUAGAAUUACAGCUACAAUUUGGUCCUCAGGAAAAAUAAUUUGCACAGGAGCCACAAGUGAAGAAGAAGCUAAAUUUGGUGCCAGGCGAUUAGCCCGAAGUCUACAGAAACUUGGUUUUCAGGUAAUAUUUACAGAUUUUAAAGUCGUUAAUGUUUUGGCAGUGUGUAACAUGCCCUUUGAAAUCCGAUUGCCAGAAUUCACAAAGAACAAUAGGCCUCAUGCCAGUUAUGAACCCGAACUUCAUCCUGCAGUGUGUUAUCGCAUCAAAGCUCUACGAGCUACAUUACAGAUUUUUUCAACAGGAAGUAUCACAGUAACAGGGCCAAAUGUAAAGGCUGUUGCUACUGCUGUGGAACAAAUUUACCCAUAUGUGUUUGAAAGCAGAAAAGAAAUUUUAUAAUUCACCACCCAAUUGAUUAGGUUCCCUAACUGAGCACCUUUUAAAACUGCUGCACAUUGGACUCAAGGCAAAAGGAAAACUGGACCAACAGUAACUGAGGAAAUAGACUCUUUUAUUUGUUCAUGGCCACAGUGUAAGCUCCAGCCCCUUUGGAUUUUAUUUUGAACAGUGCUGUAAUGUAAAAAGUUUACAAGACGUGAAAUUGCUGCUUUUACAAAAGGACGUUCUAUUUAUUUUUGCAGUAAUUCUCGUGUCAUAAGCAGAGCUGUCACGGUGUGCACUACUUUUAAGACAUAUUUUGGUUGGGUUUUUUUUUUGUUGUUGUUGUUUUUCAUUUUGAGCUAAUGUGUUUUAUUUGUGAAUAGUCUUUUACAUUUUUGUAUGCUGAACAUGGGCACCAAAGAAGCUGUAAAAGUUAUCUUUUUUCAAUUGAUGAAUGUGUGCACAAAUAAAAGUUUGGAAAAGAUCUCUCCUCAUACCUACUCUAUUAUUUUUUUCUUCCCCAUUUUCUAUUUUAACUGAAAUUGUAUUACUCAGAAUUCAUUUUUUUAAACUAUGCAAACUUAGUCUUUUGCUGAAGUGUUUUUUGGCUUCCAUUUGAAGUGUAUUUUGUAUAUAUGCCACAUGUGUACAGUAUGUUCUUAAUGCUGUGUUACCAAAUGUCAGUUUUUCUUGCAAAUUAGAAAUUUUAAAAAAAUGUAUAUAAACUAUAGGGAAUAAGAGUAGAACUUUAUAGAUUAAACAUAUUGUCUUACAUUGCUAACUUAAUAUGAUAAGAGUGUUAAAUAUCUUUUGAGAGUUAAAAGAAGAUUAGUUUAAUAAAGAAACUCUUCUUACCCACAGAUUGGAUAUGAAAAAGCAGCUCUUUUGGGUUGCUUCUCAUUGUUACUCUGAAAAGCCUUCAGUUACAGCUGAAGGAAAGUGAUGGAGAUUCUCAAUUUAAGCCUUCACUACAGGCUCCUGCCAGUCUUGGCAGUUUGAUGAAGUUUGUAUGGUCAUGACAAGAAGUGCCCCCAGGCUGUUUCAUGCCUAUACCAUUAUAUACUUAGAAGCUCACCUUGGUCAUUUUGUGAGACAUGUCCUUUCUCUCUGAUUUUUGUCUUAUUUAAUGGAGCAUAAGGGAUUAUUUAGUUCAGUAAGUGAAAAAUGAUAUUAAAUCACUUUGUGAUCCGUUGUCCUCUUUGGCUAAUUCCUGCACAUUGGAAUGAUAAUUAUGCUGCAGGAAUGCCCUAUGACUUGAAUUUAACAUGGCUAACAGUGUUUUUAUCCUGAAAAAUAAAACUCUGGGUUUCCACAAAUCAUGGGAAACAAUAGGGAACAUAAUGCUACACCAAAAUAUGAGUGUAUUAAAAUGUUAUGAAACAUUAGAAUAAAUUAUUAAAGAUGUGAGCUCCAUUAAGUAACUUUUCCUGUAUAUUAGUGAAUGCUAAAUUAGGAUAAAUUGUACAAUUUUGUACAAAUGUUAUAUGUUCUUUGUGCCCUCUUUUUUCCUCUUUAUCAUUCUCCAUCCUGAUUGCCCUAUAAGAAGUGAAAAGACUGACUUCAAAAUAAAAUUCUUUCUUGUGGAGGUUUC
Messenger RNA from Vombatus ursinus (common wombat), 2278 nucleotides. RefSeq names its product TATA-box binding protein like 1 (gene TBPL1). Gene Ontology annotation, biological process: DNA-templated transcription initiation. The record is from RefSeq and is a predicted model, not a curated record. Lineage: Eukaryota; Metazoa; Chordata; Mammalia; Diprotodontia; Vombatidae. Gene Ontology annotation, molecular function: general transcription initiation factor activity; DNA binding. Bases 145 to 705 code for a protein of 186 amino acids. The transcript is spliced from 7 exons.